Molecule: messenger RNA, 1436 nt
Organism: Zophobas morio
Lineage: Eukaryota; Metazoa; Arthropoda; Insecta; Coleoptera; Tenebrionidae
Product: leucine-rich repeat-containing protein 15-like
Exons: 1
Coding region: 19-1395 (458 amino acids)
Molecular function (GO): protein binding
Source: RefSeq, a predicted model, not a curated record
UUCUACUACUUUAUAAACAUGACGCUCAGUACGAACAAUAUUUCAGUCGUAAAGAUGUACUUCAUUCUGACCAGACUAGCGAUCGCUGUUGUUCUUUGUAAAGCUAGUACUAGUGAAGAAAUUACUUUUAAAAAUGUAACAGUUGAGUGGGUAUCAGAUACCGGUAGUAACACAACAGUGGUUACUUCAAAUAGUCUUAAAAAUAACGUCCCUAGCGGUGAAGAAGUGUCGGUGAAUAUUAAUGGUGAAGUUCCUAUUUUGUACGAACGAUCGGUUAGUGACAUUGAAAAUUUAAAAUCAUUGGUACUUUCUGCAGUGGGUUUGGAAAAGAUAAAACCUGGUGCGUUUUUUAAUCUACCAGUGUUGGAAAUUCUGAUUCUGAGUAAGAAUAAACUAACUGAACUCAAAAGUGACACGUUUAGAGAUUUAAACGUGUCUACUAUAGAUUUGUCACAAAAUUCUAUCACCAGUCUACAACCUGGCGCUUUCAAGAAUAUCAAUAUUAGACAUUUGGCACUCAGUAAUAAUCAAAUCGUUGAAUUUCCGAGUGGUGUCUUUGAAAAUGUGACCCUUGGAAGCUUACACUUAUACAACACUCAUCUCAAAACCAUCGCACCCAAAGCUUUAGCAACAACUUCACUAUCGUCUUUAGUUCUGUCUGAGAACAAACUCGAAGAAAUCGACCCCGAAGCUUUCGACAUGCCCGAGUUAACGUCGCUGAGUUUGGACUUCAACUCAAUCAAGCAUCUACGAGCCGGGGACUUGAAGAACUUACCACAGUUAAACACGCUGGAUCUCGUCGCCAACAAACUAGAAGAAGUGCCGGAGGGAGUUUUCAACAACAGUAAAAUCACUCACUUGAAGCUAAAUUUCAACAAAAUUGCCACGAUUGCGAGUAAAGCGUUUGACGAUAUGUCAAAAAUUAGUGUGCUGCAUUUUGACCACAACAAUUUGACCCAGUGGGACAACAAUUGGUUGGGUGGGACUUCAAACCCUGAUUAUGUGAUGGCCGGUUUUAACCAGUUCAGCGAAAUUCCAGACGAAGCGUUCAAGAAUUAUCCGAAGUUGUACAGUAUUGAUCUGCAGGGGAAUAAAAUUAUGAAGAUUUCACCUAAAGCCUUUCAUAAGUUGGAACGUGUUGUUAAUUUUAGUUUGCGCGAUAAUGAAAUUGAUAGUUGGGGUCCGGAUUGGCUGGUUGGUGUUAGUAUCGGUACUAUUGAUCUUAGCGGGAAUAAGUUGAAGUGUAUUGACGGGGACUUGGACGAUAUUUUUAAGAACAAUGAUUUUGUGCAGUUGGAGGAUAAUCCUUGGGACACGGAGUGUGCAGAAAAAAUUAAGGAUUUUACGACGAGGAAGGAAAAGGCACCGAAGACGAGAUCGUACGUUCCGAAUUAAUUCCGUGGUGUAUUUCUCUUUAAUAAAAAAAUAUUGUUUUU